AUGCCACUGCUACUUCCGCCGCCUGUUGUCGAGUUGUGUAUGAGGCGCCCUAUGCCUCCGGUACUGCCCGGAGAAGUCGAUCCAUUACCGUACAAUUGUCUGGCCGAAUGUUCCCUCAAUGUUACCCGUAUCCUGAUGAACAAGCAGUUCCGUGUUGAACAAGCCCGGAAGGUGUUACUGGCACGUGUUGAUAAUGAUCGCAACUGGACGGCAAUCAUCGAACGUGCUGUGCAAAACUGUUACAAGCAACAGAUCCUGAAUUGGUUCUAUUUACAAGAGGUGGCUCAGAAUAAAAUCUCUUCCCAGUGCGUUCCAUCGUCCUCCGCAUUCAUGGGAUGUGUGUUUGCCAUAAUGUAUCGGGAUUGUCCCACAGAAAACUGGAUUGGCUUGGAAUAUUGCUCUCCAAUGGUGUCCACACUCAACAACUGCAAGUAUCUGUUCAAAUUGACGACGAUUAUUUAA
This is a messenger RNA of Anopheles darlingi, 462 nucleotides long. Its product is annotated as general odorant-binding protein 67-like. The transcript has 4 exons. The record is from RefSeq and is a predicted model, not a curated record. The coding region runs from base 1 to 462 and encodes 153 amino acids. NCBI's taxonomy places the organism in Eukaryota, Metazoa, Arthropoda, Insecta, Diptera, Culicidae.